AUGGAGCUGGCCCCAACGCCGUCGUGGACAAGCUAAUAGGCAGGGCGAUGACGAGAGUCGGCGGCGUGGUUCCCCCGGGGGAGCCGCCUCCCGCCGUCGAGCACGCCCCGCCCGACCCGCGCCUGCCGGUGCUCGGCAACUUUGUGCAGAAGACGCUGAAGCUCAAGGCGGAGAAAUGGACGCGCCUGCUGGCCACCGAGGACCUGCGGAAGUGCGUCAUGGACUUCCUGGACAAGGCGGAGAACAUGCUGCUCAUCGUGAUGCAGAACAACGCGGCCCAGCUGCUGCCGUCGCUGGGCUUCCCCGUCAGCCUCAAGAGCAAGGCCGCCUUCUUCGUCAAGAAGCGGCGCGCCGUGGUGCCCAAGGAGAAGGAGGCCAUGCAGGACCUGCUAAUCAUCGGGGACAUGGCGACCCGCGCCAUCGAGCAGCUGGCCGCGCUCGUCGACGAGGUGGUGGUGCCGCUGCUGUCCAACCCGGGCAACCAGGCGGGCUGGCCGGCGGCCGUGGCGCAGGACGUGUGCCGGCACGUGCACAGCCUCCGCAGCACGGUGUGCCAGGUCCGCGGCCAGGUGGCGGGCCGCACCGUGCUGCCGCUGCCCGCCGGCGUGGAGCGCGUCCACCAGGCCGAGCGCGAGCUCAUGAGCAGCGGCGGCGAGGUGGUCGACCUGUACCUCAAGUCGGCCAUCGAGGGCGUCGUCAUCAAGUGGGCCACGCAGAUCAACGACGUCCUCAUGGAGGACUCGGGCGACGCGUUCAAGGGCGGCCACAACCCCACCCCGUCCGCAGAGGUCCACUUCUGGAACUCGCGUCUGCGCAACCUGGAGCACAUCUACGAGCAGCUGCGGGACGAGCGCGUGCGCAAGAUGGCCGUGAUCCUGGAGCGCACGGACAGCGCCUACUGGCCGUGCUUCAAGUCGCUGUUCCGCAACAUCGUGGCCGCGCUGGCUGAGGCCCGCGACAUGGCGCUGUACCUCAAGCCGCUCAUGAAGCACUGCCAGCUGCUGGAGGACACGGACUUCGCGGACGCCACGCCGCUGCUGCGGCCCCUGCUGCACACCGUGUGCCUGGUGUGGGCGCACUCGCGCUACUACUGCAACUCCAACCGGCUGGUGGUGCUGCUGCGCCAGAUCUGCAACCUGCUCAUCCAGCAGGCCAAGCGCUACCUCGACCCGUCCUCCAUCUUCCAGAGCGACGUGGACGAGGCCAAGCAGCGCGUGCAGCUGUCCAUCGCGACGCUCAAGACCUUCCGGCAGUACUUCGACGAGUACCGCGACAACAUCGCGUCCUUCUUCAAGGACCGCGAGCCCGUGCUGUGGACGUUUCACCCCAACGUGGUGUUUGCCCGACUGCAGCUGUUCGUGGACCGGCUGCACACCAUCCAGUGGUUCUUCGACACGGUGCUGGAGUUCCUCAAGCUGGAGAAGCUGGAGCUGGGCGGCCUCAAGGGCCGCGUGCUCAGCACCAAGAUCACGGCCGUGUCGCAGGAGUUCAACGAGCACUUCACCAUGUUCGCCAGCAAGAGCUACGACGUGCUGGACCCCGAGGACUCCGCCUUCCUCCAGGACUACAACGUGUUCCAGGGCCGCAUUUGGGACCUGGACCGCCGGCUGGCCGCCAUCCUGUGCCAGGCCUUCGACGAGUGCUACAACCUGGAGGCCGUCUUCAAGCUCAUCUACAUCGCGGGCUCGGUGCUGGACCGGCCGCUCAUCAAGGACGAGUUCACGGCCAAGUACAAGGACAUCAUCGUGAUGCUGCAGCGCGAGGUGGACACCGUCCAGAAGGUGUACGAGGCGCAGAUGGAGUGCGCGGCGCGCGGCCACAUGCCGGUGGACGAGCACAUGCCGCCGGUGGCCGGCGCGCUGCGCUGGAGCUACAUGCUGCGCCAGCGCCUCACCGCCCCCAUCAAGAGCUUCAAGAAGCUGGACCACCCGAUCACGCGCGGCGACGAGGCCGCCGAGAUCUUGAAGCAGUGCGACGGCAUCCUGGAGGACCUGGACAAGCUGGAGCGGUCCAUGGUGGACCGGUGGGCCGCCGAGGUGCCGGAGCAGUGCCGCCGCAACCUGGCCAGCUCCCUGUUGGCCCGCAACGACAAGACCUUCGAGUUGUCCCUCAACUUCCACCCGCAGCUGGCCGCUAUCCUGCGGGAGACGCACUACCUGCAGCAGAUGGCGCGCCAGGAGAUCCCCGAGGCCGCCAGCCAGCUGUACGAGCGCGGCGAGACGUUCCGGAAGUACACCAACAGCCUCAGCGUCACCAUCGAAUGGUACAACAAGGUGCGCCGCUGCACGCUGCCCGUGGAGUUCGACCUGGUGCGCGAGCUGGUCGAGGAGGUGGACGCGCUGGUGGCGCGCGGCCUCCAGGACGGUGAGCUGACGUGGAGCUCGAGCGGCCUGUGGGACUACAUCGAGCGGCUGCACGCGCUGGUGCACUCGCUGCAGAGCCGGGUGGCCACCUCGCAGGCCAACGUGAACCUGCUGAGGGCCGCCCUGGCUCCAGCCGCGCGCUCGCCCGUGUUCCAGCGCCCCAACAAGGACGCCCUGCUCGUCCUGGAGGAGCGGCAGGACCGCAAGGCCAAGAGGUACGCCGAGAUGAAGGCAGCCGGGGUGGAGAUCGGGCGCCUCGUGGCGGACAACAUGGCCCUGCUGGGCAUGACGGACGAGCAGAGCUCGGUGCGGUGGCGGAAGUACAUCGAGUACCUCGACGGGCUGGUGGGCCAGGCCGUGCUCAAGGCCGUGGGCUGCUCGCUCACCUACCUGGCCGACAACAUGGACGCCCAGGAGAAGCUGCCACCGCUGUUCGAGGCGCACCUGCACCUGCGCGAGCCGGACAUCGUGUUCGUGCCGGCCCUGGACCACUCGCCGCAGGGUUUCGCGUCCAUCGUCAAGGAGCUCAUCGCCGACGUCCUGGCCAUGGCGGGGCUCAUCCCUUGCGUCGGCGACCACGGCGACACGUACGAGGCUGAAAUCUGCGACAGCGACGACAUCAAGGAGAUGACCAAGGACAUGAUGGACGGCGUGGAGACGGUCAUCAGCCAGGCCAACGACUUCGUGCUGGGGCUGCAGGGCUACUCGUACCUGUGGCUGGACGAGCGCAAGGCGUACCUGGACAACUUCCUGACGUACAGCCGCCAGCUCACCAGCGAAGAGCACGACCUGCUGGCCCUCAUGGACCCCCUGGCGCCCACGCCGUCGCCCCCGAAGAUGGACCACUUCCGGGAACAGAUCGACAACUUCGAGGCGCUGCUGACCGAGGUGGAGGGGCUCGUGUCCGUCAAGACGUUCUGCUCCUGGUUCCAAGUGGACCUGAACCCGUUCAAGCAGGCCCUGGUCAACACCGUGUGCAAGUGGGGCGACAUGUUCAAGCAGCACCUCAUCAACAACGUGACCCUGAGCCUCGCCGACCUGGGCUCGUUCAUCCAGAAGGCGGACGAGGGCCUGCUGCAGCCCGUGGAGGAGGGCGACUACGACCGCCUGGUGUCCGUGAUGGGCUACCUGAUGAACGUCAAGACGCGCGCCGAGUCCACGGACGACAUGUUCGAGCCGCUGCGAGACACGAUCGCGCUGCUGCAGGGCUACGACCAGGAGCUGCCCGAGGAGGUGAACGUGCUGCUCAAGGAGCUGCCGGAGCAGUGGGAGAACACCAAGAAGAUCGCGCAGACCGUGAAGCAGCUGGUGGCGCCGCUGCAGGCCAUCGAGGUGGCCGCCGUGCGGCGCAGGAUCACGGCCUUCGACUCGCAGCAGACGCAGUACCGCGACUCGUUCCGACGGGCGCCGUACUUCAAGUACGAGUGCGAGGACCCCUACGGCCAGCUGGACGCGGCCAACGAACGCAUGGCGGAGUACGAGGCGGAGAUGCGGCGCAUCCAGGACUCCGGCUCGCUCUUCGAGGUGUCCAUCCCCGAGUUCAAGCAGCUGCGGCAGUGCCGCAAGGAGCUGCGCAUGCUCAAGCAGCUCUGGGACUACGUGUCCAUCGUGCGCACCAGCGUGGAGGACUGGAAGACCACGCCCUGGCGGAAGAUCGACGUCGAGAACAUGGACAUCGAGUGCAAGAAGUUCGCCAAGGAGAUUCGGGCCUUGGACAAGGAGAUGCGCUCCUGGGACACCUACACGUCCCUGGAGGCCACCGUCAAGAACAUGCUGACGUCCCUCAGGGCCGUGGGCGAGCUGCAGAACCCCGCCAUCCGGGAGCGCCACUGGCAGCAGCUCAUGAAGUCCACGAAGAGUUUACAGUCACUGCCGCCCAAGUACACCGUCCGCUUCGUGAUGGACGAGGGCACGACGCUGGCCGACCUGCUGGAGCUGAACCUGCACGAGUGCGAGGACGAGGUGAAGAACAUCGUGGACAAGGCCGUCAAGGAGAUGUCCAUGGAGAAGAUCCUGCGCGACCUGCACACCACCUGGGGCGCCAUGGAGCUGGAGCAGGAGGUGCACCAGCGGACUGGCACCACGCUGCUGCGGGCGUCCGAAGAGCUGGUCGAGACCCUCGAGGACAACCAGGUGCAGCUGCAGAACCUCAUCACGUCCAAGUUCGUGGCGCACUUCUUGAACGAGGUGUCCGAGUGGCAGCAGCGCCUCAGCGUGGCCGACCAGGUCAUCACGGUGUGGUUCGAGGUGCAGCGCACCUGGAUGCACCUGGAGAGCAUCUUCAUGAGCUCCGAGGACAUCCGCAAGCAGUUGCCGCAGGACUCGGCGCGCUUCGACCGCAUCGACACCGAGUUCAAGGUGCUGGUGACGGAGCUGGCGCGCACGCCGAACGUGGUGGAGGCCACCAACAAGCCGGGGCUGCCAGGCCGGCUGGACUGGCUGCAGAAGGAGCUGACGCUGUGCGAGAAGGCGCUGGCCGAGUACCUGGAGACCAAGCGGCUCGCCUUCCCGCGCUUCUACUUCGUGUCGUCGGCCGACCUCCUGGACGUGCUGAGCAACGGCAACCAGCCCGCGCUGGUGGCGCGCCACCUCACCAAGCUGUUCGACUCGCUGGCCAAGCUCAACUUCAUCAUGUCCGACGCCGGGGAGCCCGUCGGCGCGCUGGGCAUCUACGCCAAGGACGGCGAGUACGUGCCGCUGGAGACGCCCUGCGACUGCACCGGCCCCGUCGAAGUCUGGCUGAACCGCGUGCAGGCCUCCAUGCGCGGCUCCAUCAGGAACUUCUUCGCCGAGGGCGUGGUCGCCUACGAGGAGAAGCCCCGCGAGUCGUGGCUGUUCGACUACCCGGCCCAGGUGAGCCUGUGCGGCACGCAGAUCUGGUGGUGCACCGAGGUCAACAUGGCGUUCGGCCGGCUGGAGGAGGGCUACGAGAACGCGCUCAAGGACUACCAGAAGAAGCAGGUCACACAGCUCAGCACACUCAUCUCCCUGCUGCUGGGCGAGCUGAGCAAGCAGGACCGCCAGAAGAUCAUGACCAUCUGCACCAUCGACGUGCACUCCAGGGACGUGGUGGCCAAGCUGAUCCAGGCCAAGGUGGAGACGGCGGCGGCCUUCCAGUGGCAGAGCCAGCUGCGCCACCGCUGGGACGAGAAGGAGCGCGACUGCUUCGCCAACAUCUGCGACGCGCAGUUCGGCUACUCGCACGAGUACCUGGGCAACACGCCGCGGCUCGUCAUCACGCCGCUCACGGACCGCUGCUACAUCACGCUCACGCAGUCCCUGCAUCUGGUGAUGGGCGGUGGCCCCGCGGGCCCCGCCGGCACGGGCAAGACGGAGACGACCAAGGACUUGGGGCGCGCCCUGGGCAUCAUGGUGUACGUCUUCAACUGCUCCGAGCAGAUGGACUACAAGUCCUGCGGCAACAUCUACAAGGGCCUGGCCCAGACGGGAGCCUGGGGUUGCUUCGACGAGUUCAAUCGCAUCUCCGUGGAGGUGCUGUCCGUCGUGGCGGUGCAGGUCAAGUCCGUGCAGGACGCGAUCCGCGACAAGAAGGACGUGUUCAACUUCAUGGGGGAGACGAUCAACAUGGUGCCCACCGUGGGCAUCUUCAUCACCAUGAACCCGGGCUACGCUGGCCGCACGGAGCUGCCGGAGAACCUCAAGGCGCUCUUCAGGCCCUGUGCCAUGGUGGUGCCGGACUUUGAGCUCAUCUGCGAGAUCAUGUUGGUGGCCGAGGGCUUCCAGGAGGCGCGCAUCCUGGCCCGGAAGUUCAUUACGCUGUACACCCUGUGCAAAGAGCUGCUCUCCAAGCAGGACCACUACGACUGGGGCCUGCGCGCCAUCAAGUCCGUGCUCGUCGUGGCCGGCUCCCUCAAGCGCGGCGACCCGGGCAGGCCCGAGGAGGAGGUACUGAUGCGCGCGCUGCGGGACUUCAACAUCCCCAAGAUCGUGACGGACGACGUGCCCGUGUUCAUGGGGCUCAUCGGGGACCUGUUCCCCGCGCUGGACGUGCCCCGGAAGCGCGACAUGGACUUCGAGCGCACCGUGAAGCAGGCCGCCCUGGACCUGCUGCUGCAGCCCGAGGACAACUUCAUCCUCAAGGUGGUGCAGAUGGAGGAGCUGCUGGAGGUGCGACACUCCGUGUUCGUGGUGGGCAACGCGGGCGCGGGCAAGACGGAGGUGUGGAAGACGCUGUACCGCACCUACAUCAACAUGAAGCGCAAGCCCGUGUUCAACGACCUGAACCCCAAGGCCGUGACCAACGACGAGCUGUUCGGCAUCAUCAACCCCGCGACCCGCGAGUGGAAGGACGGCCUCUUCUCCGUCAUCAUGCGCGAGCAGGCGAACCUGGUGGGCGACCACCCCAAGUGGAUCGUCCUGGACGGCGACAUCGACCCGAUGUGGAUCGAGUCCCUCAACACCGUCAUGGACGACAACAAGGUGCUGACGCUGGCCUCCAACGAGCGCAUCGCCCUGUCCGCCACCAUGCGACUGCUGUUCGAGAUCUCGAACCUGCGCACCGCCACGCCCGCCACCGUGUCCAGGGCCGGCAUCCUCUACAUCAACGCGCAGGACCUCGGCUGGAACCCGUACGUGACGAGCUGGAUCGAAACGCGCACGUCCAACUCGGAGAAGGCCAACCUGCUCAUCCUGUUCGACAAGUACAUCCCGCCGUGCCUGGAGGCGCUGCGCACGCGGUUCAAGCGCAUCACGCCCAUCGUGGACAUGUGCCACGUGCAGAUGCUGUGCCACCUGCUGCGCUGCCUGCUCACGCCCGUCAACACGCCCUCGGACUGCAGCAAGGAGCUGCACGAGAUGUACUUCGUCUUCGCCUGCGUCUGGGCCUUCGGUGCCGCCAUGUUCCAGGACCAGGCGAUCGACUACCGCAUCGAGUUCUCCAAGUGGUGGGUGAACGAGUUCAAGACGGUCAAGUACCCGACGCAGGGCACCGUCUUCGACUACUUCAUCGACCCGGAGACCAAGCAGUGGGCGCCCUGGUCCGAGCGGGUGCCCAAGUUCGAGCUGGACCCCGACAUGCCUCUGCAGGCCGCGCUGGUGCACACGCCCGAGUCGACGCGCGUGCGCUUCUUCGCCGACAUGCUGAUGGAGCAGCGGGUGCCCGUGAUGCUGGUGGGGCCGGCGGGCUCCGGCAAGACGGUGCUCGUGGCCGAGAAGCUGGCCGCGCUCUCCGAGAACUACGCCGUCACCAACGUGCCCUUCAACUUCUACACCACCUCCGAGAUGCUGCAGAAGAUCCUGGAGAAGCCGCUGGAGAAGAAGGCGGGCCGCAACUACGGGCCGCCGGGCAACAAGACCCUGGUGUACUUCCUGGACGACAUGAACAUGCCCGAGGUGGACGCGUACGGCACCGUGCAGCCCCACACGCUCAUCCGGCAGCACAUCGACUACAGCCACUGGUACGACCGCACCAAGCUGACGCUCAAGGACAUCCACAACUGCCAGUACGUCUCGUGCAUGAACCCCACGGCGGGCAGCUUCACCAUCAACCCGCGGCUGCAGCGGCACUUCUGCGUGUUCGCCAUCAGCUUCCCCCACAACGAGUCGCUCAACUCGAUCUACUCGCAGAUCCUGUCGCAGCACUUCUCCAACCCGGAGUACCGCUUCCAUGCGUCCAUCGGCCGCCUCGUCAACGCCGUGGUCACCGCCUCGCUCGCCGUGCACCACAAGUGCUCGCAGGUGUUCCUGCCCACGGCGGUCAAGUUUCACUACAUCUUCAACCUGCGCGACCUGUCCAACGUGUUCCAAGGGCUGCUCUUCAGCACCAACGACUGCCUCACGCAGCCCACCGACCUGGUGCGCCUGUGGAUGCACGAGGCGCAGCGCGUGUACGGCGACAAGCUCACCGAGGAGAAGGACAUCGACGCCUUCUACAAGGUCCAGGUCGACGUGGUCAAGAAGAACUUUGACGAGCUGGACGAGGGCAUCAUCCUGGAGAAGCCCAACAUCUUCUGCCACUUCGCGCAGGGCAUCGGCGAGCCCAAGUACAUGCCCAUCUCGGACUGGACGGUCCUCAGCAAGCUGCUGCAGGAGGCGCUCAUGUCGUACAACGACCUGGUGGCCGCCAUGAACCUGGUCCUCUUCGAGGACGCCAUGAUGCACGUGUGCAGGAUCAACCGCAUCCUGGAGUCGCCGCGCGGCAGCGCCCUGCUGGUGGGGGUGGGCGGCAGCGGCAAGCAGUCCCUGGCCAGGCUGGCGGCCUUCAUCUCCAGCUUGGAGGUGGCCCAGGUGCAGCUGCGCAAGGGCUACGGCGUGUUCGACCUCAAGACCGAGCUGUCGGCGCUCUACAUGAAGUCCGGGCUCAAGAACGUGGGCAUCAUGUUCCUGAUGACGGACGCGCAAGUGGCCAACGAGCACUUCCUCGUGCUCAUAAACGACAUGCUGGCCUCGGGGGAGAUCCCGGACCUGUUCCCCGACGACGAGGUCGAGAACAUCAUCGCGGGCGUGCGCAACGAGGUGAAGGGCUCGGGGCAGCUGGACACGCGCGACAACUGCUGGAAGUUCUUCAUCGAGCGGGUGCGGCGCCAGCUCAAGGUGGUGCUCUGCUUCUCGCCCGUGGGCUCGGCCCUCCGCGUCCGCGCGCGCAAGUUCCCGUCCAUCAUCAACUGCACCGCCAUCAACUGGUUCCACGAGUGGCCGCAGGAGGCGCUCAUGUCCGUCUCGAAGCGCUUCUUGGAGGAGCUGCAGCCGCUGCCGGAGCCACUGCGCGACUCGGUGGCGCGGUUCAUGGCCUACGUGCACACGUCGGUGAACCAAGCCUCGCGCCAGUACCUGCAGUCCGACCGGCGCUACAACUACACCACGCCCAAGAGCUUCCUCGAGCAGAUCUCCCUCUACUCGCGGCUGCUCACCACCAAGAACGCCGAGCUGGCGGCCAAGGUGGCGCGACUGGAGAACGGUCUGGACAAGCUGCGCUCCACGGCGGCGCAGGUGGACGACCUGAAGGCCAAGCUGGCCGUGCAGGAGGUGGAGCUCAAGCAGAAGAACGAGGCGGCGGACGCGCUCAUCGAGAUCGUGGGCGUGGAGACGGAGAAGGUGUCGCGGGAGAAGGCCGUGGCCGACGAGGAGGAGUGCCGCGUGGCGGAGAUCGCCAAGGAGGUGGCCAAGAAGCAGCAGGACUGCGAGGAGGACCUCGCCAAGGCCGAGCCCGCGCUCGUGGCGGCGCAGGAGGCGCUGGACACCCUCAACAAGGCCAACCUCACGGAGCUCAAGUCGUUCGGCUCGCCGCCCGGGGCCGUCACCAACGUCACGUCCGCCGUCAUGGUGCUGCUCGCGCCCAACGGCAAGAUCCCCAAGGACCGCUCGUGGAAGGCCUCCAAGAUCGUCAUGGCCAAGGUCGACUCGUUCCUCGACUCGCUCAUCAACUACGACAAGGAGAACAUCCACCCCGAGAUCAUGAAGGCCAUCCAGCCCUACCUCAAGGACUCGGAGUUCGAGCCUGAGUUCGUGCGCUCCAAAUCGGCGGCAGCUGCAGGGCUGUGCGCGUGGGUCAUCAACAUCAUCCGCUUCUACGAGGUGUACUGCGACGUGGAGCCCAAGCGGCGUGCGCUGGCGGCGGCCAACGCCGAGCUAAACGCGGCGCAGGACAAGCUGGCCGUCAUCAAGCGCAAAGUCAUGUCCCUGGAAGAACAACUCGCCACGCUCACGGCGGACUUCGAGCGCGCCACCGCCGAGAAGCUGCACUGCCAGGAGCAGGCCGACGCCACCACCAGGACCAUCCAGCUGGCCAACCGGCUGGUCGGGGGGCUCGCCGCGGAGAAGGUCCGCUGGGCCGAGGCCGUGGCCGCCUUCAUGCAGCAGGGGACCACCCUGCCCGGGGACGUGCUGCUGGUGACGGCCUUCAUCUCGUACGUGGGCUGCUUCACCAAGCAGUACCGCCUGGACCUCGUCAACAAGAUGUGGCUGCCGUUCCUGCGGGUGCUCGAGCCGCCCAUCCCCAUCACGGAGGGCCUGGACCCGCUGACGCUGCUGACGGACGACGCGCAGGUGGCGCGUUGGAACAACGAGGGCCUCCCCAGCGACCGCAUGUCCACCGAGAACGCCACCAUCCUGUCCAACUCGGACCGCUGGCCGCUCAUGAUCGACCCGCAGCUGCAGGGCGUCAAGUGGAUCAAGCAGAAGUACGGCGACGUGCUGCAGGUGGUGCGGCUGGGCGCGCGCGGCGCCAUCGAGAGCCUCGAGCUGUGCGUGACGCGCGGCGCCAUCGUGCUGGUGGAGAACAUCGGCGAGAGCGUGGACCCCGUGCUGGACCCGCUGCUGGGCCGCAACCUCAUCAAGAAGGGCAAGGCCAUCAAGAUGGGCGACAAGGAGGUCGAGUACAACGACUCCUUCCGCCUCAUCCUGCACACCAAGCUGGCCAACCCGCACUACAAGCCCGAGAUGCAGGCGCAGACCACCCUCAUCAACUUCACCGUCACGCGGGACGGCCUGGAGGACCAGCUGCUCGCCGAGGUGGUCAAGGCGGAGCGGCCGGACCUGGAGGAGCUCAAGGCUGACCUGACGAAGCAGCAGAACGACUUCAAAAUCAUGCUCAAGACCCUGGAGGACGACCUGCUGUCUCGCUUGUCCUCGGCCGGCGGAAACAUCCUGGGCGACUCGGCCCUGGUCGAGAACCUGGAGACGACCAAGCGCACCGCGGCCGAGAUCGAGCAGAAGGUGGCCGAGGCCAAGAUCACGUCGGUCAAGAUCGACGAGGCCCGCGAGCACUACCGGCCCGCCGCGGCCCGGGCGUCGCUGCUCUAUUUCAUUCUCAACGAGCUCAACACCAUCAACCCCAUUUACCAGUUCUCGCUCAAGGCUUUCAGCGUCGUCUUCCAGAACGCCAUCGACAAGGCCGUUCCCUCCGACGUGGUGCACACGCGCGUGCUCAACCUCAUCGACUGCAUCACGUACUUCGUCUUCAUGUACACGUCCCGCGGCCUGUUCGAGUGCGACAAGCUCAUCUUCGCCUCGCAGAUGACGUUCCAGAUCCUGCUGGCGAGCGAGGAGAUCCAGCCGCAGGAGCUGGACUUCCUGCUGCGGUUCCCCAUCACGCCGCACGUGACGUCGCCCGUCGACUUCCUGUCCAACUCGUCGUGGGGAGGGGUGCGCUCCCUCAGCAGCAAGGACGAGUUCAGGAACUUCGACCGCGACAUCGAGACGUCGCCGAAGCGCUGGAAGAAGCUGGUGGAGUCGGAGUGCCCGGAGCGGGAGAAGUUCCCCCAAGAGUGGAAGAACAAGACGCCCCUGCAGAGGCUGUGCAUGAUGCGCGCCCUCAGGCCCGACAGGAUGAUGUACGCCGUGGCGGCCUUCAUCGAGGAGAAGCUCGGCGCCAAGUACGUGGAAGGGCGCGCCGUCGAGUUUGCCAGGUCGUUCGAAGAGACGAGCCCCUCCACCCCCAUCUUCUUCAUCCUGUCCCCGGGCGUGAACCCCCUCAAGGACGUGGAGUCCCUCGGGCGGAAGCUGGGCUACACGCUGAACAACGGCAACUUCCACAACGUGUCGCUGGGCCAGGGCCAGGAGGUGGUCGCCGAGGAGGCCAUGGACGUGGCCGCCACCAAGGGGCACUGGGUAGUGCUGCAGAACAUCCACCUGGUCAAGAAGUGGCUGCCCGCCUUGGAGAAGAAGCUGGAGGCGUACGCCGAAGGGUCGCACUCCAACUACAGGGUCUUCAUGUCCGCCGAGCCCGCCGCGUCGGCCGCCGCCCACAUCAUCCCACAGGGCAUCCUGGAGUCGUCCAUCAAGAUCACCAACGAGCCCCCCACGGGCAUGCAGGCUAAUUUGCACAAGGCUCUGGACAACUUCAACCAGGAGACCCUGGAGAUGUGCACCAAGGAGGCCGAGUUCAAGGCCAUCCUCUUCUCCCUGUGCUACUUCCACGCUGUGGUGGCGGAGCGUCGCAAGUUCGGGCCCCAGGGCUGGAACCGCGUGUACCCCUUCAACGUGGGCGACCUCAACAUCAGCGUGUCUGUGCUGUACAACUACCUGGAGGCCAACACCAAGGUCCCCUGGGAGGACCUGCGCUACCUGUUCGGUGAGAUCAUGUACGGGGGCCACAUCACGGACGACUGGGACCGGCGCCUGUGCAUCACGUACCUGGAGGAGCUGAUGCAGGCCGACCUGGUGGACGGCGAACUGAUGCUGGCGCCUGGCUUCCCCGCGCCGCCAAACACAGACUACCAGGGCUACCACAACUACAUCGACGAGGGCAUGCCCCCGGAGUCUCCCUACUUGUACGGCCUCCACCCCAACGCCGAGAUCGGCUUCCUCACCACGACCUCUGAGAAACUGUUCCGCACCGUGUUCGAGAUGCAGCCGCGCGACGCGGCGGCCGGCGGAGGCACCACCGUCACUCGGGAGGACAAGGUGAAGCAGCUCAUCGACGAGAUGCUGGAAAAACUGCCCGAGGAGUUCAACAUGCCUGAAAUCAUGAGCAAGGUGGAGGAGAGGACGCCGUACGUGAUCGUCGCCUUCCAGGAGUGCGAGCGCAUCAACACGCUCACGGGGGAGAUGAAGCGGUCCCUGCGCGAGCUGGACCUCGGCCUCAAGGGCGAGCUCACCAUCACGUCGGACAUGGAGGAGCUGGAGAGCGCGCUGUUCCUGGACCAGGUGCCCGCCACGUGGACGGCGCGCGCCUACCCGUCCCUGCUUGGGCUGUCCGCCUGGUUCGCGGACCUGCUGCUGCGGCUGCGGGAGCUGGAGACGUGGGCCACCGAUUUCGUGCUGCCGCCGUCUGUGUGGCUGGCGGGCUUCUUCAACCCGCAGUCCUUCCUCACGGCCAUCAUGCAGAGCACGGCGCGCAAGAACGAGCUGCCGCUGGACAAGAUGUGCCUCCAGUGCGACGUCACCAAGAAGAACAAGGAGGAGUUCACGAUGGCUCCGCGCGACGGCGCCUACGUGCACGGCCUGCUCAUGGAGGGCGCGCGCUGGGACGUGGCCACGGGGGUCAUCGCCGAUUCGCGCCUCAAGGAGCUGUUCCCCAGCAUGCCCGUCAUCAACAUCCGAGCCAUCACCCAGGACAAGCAGGACCCCCGCAACAUGUACGAGUGCCCCGUCUACAAGACGCGCACGCGCGGCCCGACCUACGUCUGGACAUUCAACCUCAAGAGCAAGGACAAGCCGGCCAAGUGGACUCUCGCAGGUGUGGCUCUCCUGCUGCAGAUCUAGAUCGUGAUCCACAGUACCCAGACAAAAGUCCGUUCACGCUUCAAGCCGAGUGCCAGGGGGAACUUUCAGGGUUUCCUGCUCCAGCCUACUGUAACAGGAAAAUACUCUACAAUAUUCUAUGAGUAUAUCUUCAUCCAACUUGGAAUUUUUUCAAGUAAUUAAAGAAAGACUGCUAGGGUUUAAGAAAG
Thrips palmi is the source of this 13714-nucleotide messenger RNA. It is a transcript of the gene Dhc93AB, whose product is annotated as dynein beta chain, ciliary. Gene Ontology annotation, biological process: microtubule-based movement. Gene Ontology annotation, molecular function: dynein light intermediate chain binding; ATP binding; dynein intermediate chain binding. NCBI's taxonomy places the organism in Eukaryota, Metazoa, Arthropoda, Insecta, Thysanoptera, Thripidae. The transcript is spliced from 56 exons. Bases 48 to 13526 code for a protein of 4492 amino acids. The record is from RefSeq and is a predicted model, not a curated record. Gene Ontology annotation, cellular component: dynein complex.